Molecule: messenger RNA, 4842 nt
Organism: Cavenderia fasciculata
Lineage: Eukaryota; Evosea; Eumycetozoa; Acytosteliales; Cavenderiaceae
Product: RasGTPase-activating protein
Exons: 6
Coding region: 1-4842 (1613 amino acids)
Biological process (GO): transmembrane transport; regulation of actin cytoskeleton organization; regulation of GTPase activity
Cellular component (GO): cell cortex; membrane
Molecular function (GO): ABC-type transporter activity; GTPase activator activity; ATP hydrolysis activity
Source: RefSeq, a predicted model, not a curated record
AUGAAAGAUAAAAUAAUUAAUAGAAAUGAUGAAGAUAUGGAAGAAGGAGAAUCACUAUUAUUAACAAAAGAACAAUCGAGAACAAUAUUAUUGGAUAAAAAGGAAUUAUAUGAUGAUGAUAAUUUAAGACAACGUACCAUUCUAACCAUCAUCAAGAUUAUGACUAUUGUUUUAAUGGUUGGUUAUCUAAUUGUAACAAAUACUUUAUUCUUUACUGGUGGUCAUAUCAUCUUUCUUAAUCCAAAUAAUAAUAAUAAUAGCACUUCAUCUGAUUCAUCAUCCUCUUCAUCAAAUUCAACUAUAAUACCACAAUUUGAUAUGAAUUAUUUUUUCUUAUUUUCAUCGUUUGAUGUAUUAUUGCUUUGUUGGACAUCAUGUAUAUUUUGGUUGAUACCAAUAUUUACAGAUGGAUUUUUAUAUCAUUUGGUAUCAUAUAUAUUUACAAUGAUUGGUUUAAUCUAUUUGGUGAUUAAAUCUUCAUUUGCCAUUCCAAUGUUGGAAAAGGGUAGUUAUACACCCGAACAAUUACCACCACAAUCACCUUUGGCGUCGAGUAGUGAAAAGAGAGAAUUGACUCUAAUCUGUAUUGCCAAUGCAAUUGGUAUGACGAUACUAUUUAUAGUACUUAAUCUUUAUACACUACGUGUGGCAUAUCGUAAACACCGUAGAGAACAAAUAGAACAAGCUCGUAAAUUAAAAUUGGCAGAAUCACAAGAAACCUCUGCCAACAAGGUUAAAAGAUCGACUGAAAUUAAAAAUUCCAAUGCCAAACGUCUAGCUUCAUUGUCCAAACCAGAAUUACCACUUAUUUUGGCAGCCAUGGUAGCACUCAUCAUAUCGUCCAUCUCUUCAUUGGCAAUCCCUGCCUUUUUUGGACAAAUUGUUGAAGUUGUAUCGACUACACGUAGUAUGGCAACACUAAACAAUUCAACCAUUUCACUGCUAAUCAUUUUCAUACUUGGUGGUAUUGCCACUCUUGUAAGAUCAUGGUUAUUUUAUUUGGCAGGUCAAAAGUUUGUUGCUCGUAUGCGUCGUGAACUCUUUGCUGCCAUUGUUAAACAAGAUAUUGCUUUUUUCGAUCAAAGUAGAACUGGUGAACUAGUUAAUCGUUUGGCUUCCGAUACUCAAGUUUUACAAAACACUGUCACCAUCAAUAUUUCAAUGGCUGUUAGAUAUUCAAUUCAAGUUAUUGGUUGUAUUAUUUUAUUAUUUAUUACAAAUUGGAAAUUAACAUUAGUAAUGUUAAGUAUAAUACCAAUUUUAGCAAUUGGAGCAGUAUUUUAUGGUAAAAAAGUUAGAUUACUUGGUAAACAAUUUCAAGAUGAAUUGGCAAAAAGUUCAACCACUGGUGAAGAAGUCAUUUCAAACAUUCGAACUGUAAAGGCAUUUUCAAGAGAAGAAAAAUUUAUAAAUAUUUAUUCAAAAGAUGUUCAUGGUAGUUAUUUAAUUGGUAAAACUUUGGCUUUAGCAAAUGGUGUUUUUGCUGGUGUUGUUUCAAUUAUUGCUCAAAUUGCUAUUUUACUUAUUGUAUAUAUUGGAGCACAACAAGUAUUAAAUGGUAAAACAACAACAGGACAAUUGACAACAUUUUUAUUAUAUACAUUGACAGUGGCAAUGAGUUUGGCAUUCCUUUCAUCAUUGUUUACAGAUUUUAUGCAAGCUAUUGGAGCAUCUGAUCGUAUCUUUGAAUUGAUGGACAAGAUACCAACUAUACCAAUCAAAGGAGGAGAGAGAAUAGAAAAUGCAGUGGGUGUGAUUGAGCUAAAGAAUGUCAAUUUUACCUAUCCCACUAGAGCAGCUCAGGUAUUACACGAUAUUACAUUGACAUUGCAACCAGGUACAAUGACUGCAUUGGUUGGUGGUAGUGGUGGUGGUAAAUCAACGAUUGUAGCUCUUAUUGAAAGAUUCUAUGAUACCGAUAAUGGAUCAAUUACAUUGGAUGGAGUUGAUAUUAAAAAGUUGGAUCCAAGUUGGUACCGUUCAAUACUUGGUUAUGUUAGUCAAGAACCUUUAUUAUUUGCUGGAACGAUCAGGGAGAAUAUAGCAUUUGGAUCGGAGAGUGCAACGAUGCAAGAGAUUAUAGAUGCAGCAACCAAAGCAAAUGCACAUCAAUUUAUUACACAAUUUGAUACUGGGUAUGAUACGAUGGUUGGAGAACGUGGUGUUAGAUUAUCAGGUGGUCAAAAACAAAGAAUCACCAUUGCCAGAGCACUACUCUUAAAUCCAAAAAUAUUAUUAGCCGAUGAAGCAACUAGCAGCCUUGAUGCGGAAUCAGAACAUCUAGUCAAAGAAGCUAUAGAUAGAUUAAUGACCAAUAGAACAGUAUUAAUUAUAGCUCAUCGUCUAUCGACUGUUGUCAAUGCCAACACUGUACUUGUCAUUAAUCAAGGUAGAAUUGAAGAACGUGGUACUCAUCAUGAAUUAAUUCAAAAUGAAAAUGCAAGAGAGGAGAAUGGAACCGCUGAAUCUGGAUCGAAUACAUCAUCACCGAGUUCAACUAGUACUAGUUCAACAACAUCUACUACUUCAACAAGUAGUACAACACAAAGAAACUAUGGUGUCGACAAUAACAAUGGUCAACCAACAUUACCAACACAUGGAUCAAACUCUAGAAUCAUGAGUGUCAAUUUAUUAGAUGUUAUUGGAAAACAAGAUCAUAUUAAAAGUGAUUUACUUGCAAAGAAUCAAAAAUCAUUAUUUGAAUUAAAAAGAGAAAUAUCAUUAUCAAGUAAAAAGAAUUUUACAUUGGAAAGAGAUAUUAGAAAUUUAGAUAAAAAGAUUGCAUUGUUGAUCAAGAAUAGAAUUACAUUGGAUGAAGUAAUGAGAUCAAGUGGUGAUAUUUUAGAGUUACAAAAUCGUACGAUUACAAUUAAAGAUACAUCGGCAAGAGAACAUUAUGGUCAAUUGUUUUAUUUACUGCAAAACAAUACAGCCUAUAUGGCAAGUUUGGCUAAAUUGGUAAAGGUUGGAGAGAUUGAUAAUCUUUUACAAACAGUCAUGUUUACACUUUAUGGUAAUCAAUACGAAGAGAAUGAAGAACAUCUUUUAUUGUCAAUGUUUCAAAAGGUGUUGAUGGAAGAGUUUAAAGAGGCAACUAGUAUUGGUAGUUUACUUCGUGCCAAUACUGCUCUGACACGUAUGAUGACUACGUAUACACGUCGUGGUCCAGGACAACAAUACCUCAAACAGUCACUUACAAAGCCACUCGAGCUCAUCACCAAUCACAAGGAUCUCAAUCUAGAGAUUAACCCAUCGACAGUCUAUGAAAACUAUAUCAACGAGUAUGAAACCAAGACUGGUAAAAUCUCUACCCUCAAACGUAAAGUGCCACCCGAAGAGUGUGCUAGCAACCCCGAGGUACAAGGUAUUUUACAACCUCGUGUUCAAAAGUUGAUAGAGAUUGGUGACACUUUUAUAGAAUCGAUUAUCGGAUCGAUCGACUCGGUUCCCUAUGGUAUUCGUUGGAUUUGUCGUCAGAUUCGAGAAUUGGUAAAGACCAAAUUCCCACAAGCGACUCGAGCUCAAACCUGUGGUUUGAUUGGUGGUUUUUUCCUACUUCGUUACAUUAACCCUGCUGUAGUAUCACCACAAGCUUUCAUGUUGGUCGAUGCCAAGCUCUCAAACAAUACGAAAAAGAAUUUGACCUAUCCAGCAAAGAUGAUGCAAAACCUUGCCAACAAUAUAGAAUUUGGUGGUGUCAAGGAGUUUUUCAUGGCUCCACUCAACACAUUCCUCGAUCGCAACAAGGAACGUCUCAAUGACUUUUUGGAACAACUCACCAAUGUCGACAAUCUCAAUGAUCACUUGUCACUUGACAAGUAUAUUGCUCUGGGACGUGUUGGUGAUUCGAUUUCAAUCAACAUUACACUCAAUGAAAUGUACUUUAUCCAUAGUCUGCUCGAGCAGCAUAUCCACACUUUGGCUCCAGAUCCCGUUGACCCAUUACGUAUCAUCUUGGCUGAUCUAGGUCCCGCACCUGCUCAAUUACCACGAACAGAAAAUGCAAAUGUCGAACUCAAACUUGCCAAUCGCUUCGAACUCAACGAGUCACUCAGUAUCAAACCCGAACAAAUGUAUAAUGAGACCAAAUAUCUCUUGUUUACAGUUCUUCGUAGUCUUGCAUCACACAAGGAUAGUGGAUCUAUGGGAGACAAUAUGGGAGCUACACUUGCCGAAGUUGCCAAACAUGCUGCCACCAACAAGAAUCAAGAUAUUGUAGAUUCUAUCAAAAAGAUAUUGUUCAACUUUAAAAAACUAUCAUCUGAAGGCUACCUCUCUGAAGAGGACAAUUACUCUCAACUGCGUAAAGAUAUUGUCGCAGAAAUGUUAAACUAUGAAUCUCACAUUGGUCGUACAGGUGUUGAACUCGACAAACUACGCCAAGUACGUCAAGCAAUCAUGGAUCACAAUCAAUUUUUGCAACAACAACUCGAUUCUUAUGAAAAGUACUUGGUCAAUGUACGUGAAAACUGUGGACCCGCCAACGACAAGAAAAACAAAAAAGACAAGAGCGACAAAAAGAGCAAGGACAAGUCGGGCGAAAAGCUAAAGAAACGUGGUCCAUUCAAGUUUAGCUAUUCACAAUUGGAAAAGGACGGUAUCAUCCUCGAGAGUGAGGUACCAGAAGACCGUCGUUCAAAUAUCUACUUUAGCUUUUGUUCGGCUUCCCCUGGCAUCUAUGAUGUUACCCUCAUCUAUCGUACUACAUCUGUAUCGGAAAUUAAAUUACAUCUAGACGAACUUUUGGAAUUACAAGCCAACCAUCAAUUGGAUUAUGAAACUGAUUUCUUUAAAUUAAAUAUUAAUUUAUUAUUAUUUUUAUUAAAUAAAACUUUUAUUUAA